AAUAUGAAUAAUCCAAAAGUCAAUCGAAUUCUCACUGAGAUAAUAAGAACCAAUCUAACAGAGGAACAAAUUAAACAAAACCUCGGUGAUUUAGAAAGCCAACGAGAGGAAACUGUUGAACAAGUACUUAAAUCAGAGGACAAACAAAAAUUAGCCGCUUACGAUGAUUUAGAGGCUAAAGGCUUGCCAGAGAAAGUCUUUGGAAACCAAAAUCCUAGUGAAAUUGAGAACCAAAUAAAAAACUUAACCAAAGAAGCAGAUGCUCUACAAAGCAAAUACAAGCAGAUUGCGGAAGAAUUAGAUGAUUAUGUACAACGCAAAACCCGAGCAGAAAGCGAGAAAACUGAAAAAGAAUUAGAAGAAUGCGAAAAUCAAGGCUGGGAAAAUAAAAUAAGACUAGUUUUAGGAUUAGAAGAAGACGAACUUUUUCCUAAUGAUUGGCAUAAUCAAUUAAUAAACAAGCAACAAUUAGCUUUAAUUCAAGAUUUACUAGGAGAAAAAUCCAGAACCCAAGAAGUAGCUAAAGAAAUCAAAAAUAAAGAUAGUGAAAUAACUAUUCUCCACCUGCAAAUUGAGGAAUUGGGAGGAACUGUGGGAGCAAAUCCUAUAUUAAAGAAAUUUUUAGAAUGGAGAGAAAUGGGAACUUCUGAACAAAAACGAGCAAUCAUAAAAUAUUGA
Scutellospora calospora is the source of this 678-nucleotide messenger RNA. The record is from the annotation of a GenBank genome assembly. NCBI's taxonomy places the organism in Eukaryota, Fungi, Glomeromycota, Glomeromycetes, Diversisporales, Gigasporaceae.